AUGGCUGCUGCAAAUCCAGCAAAAAGUCUCCAGGAUGAACUGACCUGUUCCAUCUGUCUGGACUAUUUUAAAGAGCCGGUGUCUCUAGACUGUGAUCACAAUUUCUGCCGAGCCUGCAUCACCCAGUGCUGGGGGGUAUUCGCUACUGAUAUCUCCUGCCCUCAGUGCAGAGAGAUCUUUCCCCAGAGGAACCUCAGGCUGAACAGGCAGCUCAGGAAUGUUGUGGAAGCAGCCAGAGAACUUGGGUUGCAGACAGGGAGGGAACCAGAACCAGAGAGACUGUGUGAGAAACACAAGGAGCCUCUAAAACUGUUCUGCAAAGAGGACAAAAUCCCCAUCUGCCUGGUGUGUGACAGAUCCCAGGAGCACAGAGAUCACACAGUCAUUCCUGCAAAGGAAGCUGCCGAAGAAUUCAAGGAGAAGAUUCAAGCCCAUUUGAAGACGCUGAAGGAAGAGAGAGAAACGCUCCUGGGAUUUAAAGUGAGCGGAGAGAAGAGAAGCCAGGAAUAUCUGAGAAAUACACAAACCGAGAGGCAGAAGAUUGUGUCUGAAUUUCAGCAACUGCGGCAGUUCCUGGAGGAACAAGAGCGACUCCUGCUGGCCCAGCUAGAGAAGCUGGACAAGGAGAUAGUGAAGAUACAGAAUGAAAAUGUCAGUAAAUUAUCUGAGGAAAUUUCCCGUCUCGAUAACGUGAUCAGUGAGAUGGAGGGGAAGUGUCAGAAGCCAGUGACUGAAUCGUUGCAGGACGUCAGAAACACCUUCAGCAGGUCUGUGAAGGGGAAGUUCCAGCAGCCAGAGGAGAUUUCUCCUAAGUUAGAAUUAAGACUCAGUGAUUUCUACCAGAAAAAUGUUGCUCUCAUGGAGACUCUCAGGAAGUUCAAAGACACUCUGCCAUCUGCACUGGAGACAAAAAGAGGAGGAUUCCUAGGAACAUUCAGACAGGUGAAUGUGACUCUGGAUCCAGACACGGCUCAUCCCAAA
This is a messenger RNA of Mauremys reevesii (Reeves's turtle), 981 nucleotides long. Its product is annotated as zinc finger protein RFP-like. The transcript has 7 exons. NCBI's taxonomy places the organism in Eukaryota, Metazoa, Chordata, Testudines, Geoemydidae. Gene Ontology annotation, molecular function: zinc ion binding. The record is from RefSeq and is a predicted model, not a curated record. The annotation marks the transcript as partial.